AUGGCGGAGAUGAAGCUUCUAUUCAUCAUCGCCUUCUCAAUUUCUUCUCUCAUUUCCACCGUCAGAUCUGAUUCGUCAGAUCACUGUUACAAAGAAGCAGAUUUUGUUCCUCUUUUCGCUAACAAAGUUGGUCCUUUCCAUAACCCCAGUGAGACUUAUCGUUAUUUUGAUCUACCAUUCUGUUUUCCAGAUCAUUUGAAAGAGAAGAAGGAAGCAUUAGGUGAAGUGUUGAAUGGGGAUCGUUUGGUUAGUGCUCCUUAUAAGCUUGAGUUCCAACGGGAGAAGGACUUUGUUUCAGUUUGCAAGAAGACACUUACAAAGGAAGAUGAGGCGUGCUAG
Molecule: messenger RNA, 339 nt
Organism: Vicia faba (fava bean)
Lineage: Eukaryota; Viridiplantae; Streptophyta; Magnoliopsida; Fabales; Fabaceae
Source: the annotation of a GenBank genome assembly